Molecule: messenger RNA, 501 nt
Organism: Microthlaspi erraticum
Lineage: Eukaryota; Viridiplantae; Streptophyta; Magnoliopsida; Brassicales; Brassicaceae
Source: the annotation of a GenBank genome assembly
AUGGAGAGCACGGUGGAGGAAGCGGCGAGGGAGAGGGUUAAUCACGUGAUUUUCAACAACGAUGGUGAUUGGCUAGUUUUCACGGCGAACCUCGGUGGUAUAACGGCGGAGCCGGUGGCGAUGCCAAACCAGUUUCAGCCGUACGGGGACUUGUAUGUUGUGAAAGUGGACGGAACGGCUGACGUGGAAUGGGAUUUGGGACCGUUUGUGCGGAAAACGUUCGGUACGGGAAAACUGGAGACUCUUCUUCAGCAUCUCAAGUUCUUCGCGCGAUCUAAGGAAUCGGAGAUCGAGGAGGUGUGUAAGGCUCACUAUCAGGAGUUUAUCCACGCCGUAGACGAUCUCAAGUCGCUUCUCUCAGAUGUUGAAUCUCUCAAAUCUGCGCUAUCCGAUUCGAAUUCUAAACUCCAGUCCGUCGCAGGGCCGCUUCUCUCGACUCUCGAUUCGCUUGUUGAGGCGCAGGUGUGUCGAAGAACGUCGAUCUGGCGGUUGGAGCCGUGA